AUGCUCGUCCAGCAGAUAUCACAACUGCCCACUGCACCACCACCACGACUACCGUCAGACAACAUACACAUUCGUGUCAACGAUCAAGCACCACCUUCAGUACUCCAGCUCGGCAAAGACCACUGGUCAGCCUCGCAAUCCGAAGCUCAAUCCAAAACACCAUCAACCACCCACUCAAGAGAUCCCUCCCCCCACCCAUCCACAGCCCGUACAAGCACCACCAGCCGCUCCAAGCCGAAACCGAAGCCCAUCACACCCUCCGUCCAAAUCCGCCCCGCCACCCCUAGCGACGCCGAGCAAAUCCGCACCAUCGGCGCCACCGUCUUCAGCGACACCUUCGGCUUCUCCAUCCCUCCCGCCGAUCUCUCCGCCUACAUCACCAGCAGCUACGCCCUCCCCGCCAUCCGCGCCGAGCUCGCCUCCUUGUCGCAUCACUUCGUCGUCGCUCACCCCCCACACGACCCGACCCACAUCCUCGGCUUCGCCCAACUGACCGAGCACACCAGCGAGCCGUGCUUAUCGCACCUGCCCCCAGGUUCCUAUUCCGAGCUGCAGCGCCUGUACGUCAACGCUGAGAGCCACGGCAAGGGCGUGGGCAAGGCGCUGGUGUGGGCGAUUGAGGAUCUAGCGCGCGAGAAGGGGUACCGCUACAUGUGGCUGGGGGUGUGGGAGGGGAAUUUCGUCGCGCAGACCGUCUACGAGCGCGCGGGAUACGGGCGGGUUGGGGAGCAUGAGUUUACGAUGGGGAGGUGCGUGCAGAUUGAUUGGAUCAUGGUGAAGGAGCUGUGA
Molecule: messenger RNA, 789 nt
Organism: Cyphellophora europaea CBS 101466
Lineage: Eukaryota; Fungi; Ascomycota; Eurotiomycetes; Chaetothyriales; Cyphellophoraceae
Exons: 1
Coding region: 1-789 (262 amino acids)
Biological process (GO): mitotic sister chromatid cohesion
Cellular component (GO): NatA complex
Molecular function (GO): acyltransferase activity, transferring groups other than amino-acyl groups
Source: RefSeq, a predicted model, not a curated record